Salvelinus namaycush (lake trout) is the source of this 6727-nucleotide messenger RNA. RefSeq names its product 1-phosphatidylinositol 4,5-bisphosphate phosphodiesterase epsilon-1-like. The record is from RefSeq and is a predicted model, not a curated record. NCBI's taxonomy places the organism in Eukaryota, Metazoa, Chordata, Actinopteri, Salmoniformes, Salmonidae. The transcript is spliced from 30 exons. Gene Ontology annotation, biological process: phosphatidylinositol-mediated signaling; lipid metabolic process; small GTPase-mediated signal transduction. Gene Ontology annotation, molecular function: phosphatidylinositol-4,5-bisphosphate phospholipase C activity; guanyl-nucleotide exchange factor activity. The coding region runs from base 1 to 6693 and encodes 2230 amino acids.
AUGUUGGAGGAAUUCUCUACCAGCAACACAGACGGGACAGAGACGCGUGCCGAGUUGAUAGAUCAUGGGAUUGUAAGGCACAGGAGCCCACAUGGGACCCAGCGGAGAGUUAAAGUCCAACUACACUCUGAUGACACAGAUGCAUCGCCACCGCCAUUCCAACCGGAUAAACACUCCAGCAAUGGCUGCCGUUCAGUGGAGUCUCUGGAUGCUGGAUCGAGACAAAGAGUGUGUGUGACUGUGCCUGCCAGUAAACCUUCAGGCUGCUGCUGUGGCAUAAGCCGCAGGAAGGGCCUUGGGCCUUGUGUACUGUGCUGCAGCCAAAGUAAACCGAUCACAGACGUCUGCAAUGACUCUGACAGUAACACUCCAGUCCAGAGAGCAGGGAUCUCACCUCAGACGUACACAGCGGAUAAAACAGGAUAUGUUACACAGAGCAUUGUGGGUACCGUAGUACAUCAUGGUACAGAUGUACGUAGGAGUGUCAAGGAGUUGGAGUCGCAGGAGUUGUCUCCUCUGUGUAAUGCAAGGACACUCCCAGGUAGGGGCAAGAACUGGUUUCAGGGCUUGCUCUACUCUGAUACCUCCUUAGGUGAUAGAGGCAUGGAGGCUGUAGAGGGCAAAUUGUCAGGCUCAGCAUCCUCAGUCCCAUCUUCCCCCAUAAGAGUCGCUACGGGCAGCUUCGCCUUCUGUCUCGGAGAGGAGAUGACGUCAUCAACAGUCGCUGACACCAGCUGUGCCCACGAACUCAGAGAUGGGCACAUCAGCCCAAGGGGCAAGGCCAAAACGCAAAGGUGCUCUACACUGGCACUCCUUCCCACCAGCCCUCCCAAAAGCCCCACAGCUUUGAAGAUGGCCUCAGACAAUAGGUUAGGAUUUGACUGCGAGACUGAGGAUAGCUUGGCAUGCCAUGCUCUGAGUGCUGAAGUAAGGGUGGCCAGAUCCGGAGAGCUACUCCUUUCUUCCAGGAAGCUGCUGACGUCUGCCGAGAGGAGGGAUCUGUGUCGUAGGAGGGCCACAUUGCCAUGGCCAGGAGGAGGAGGGGCGUCUAGCUACCGCGCAACCCUACAGAGGACUGACGUUUCUACCUACAUUUCAGGGACCCUCCUGGAAGUGGUUCUGUCCAUCGGCAACAGGGGAGACAACGACUCUCCUCCCUGUAUCACCACAAGUCCCUUGGGCUGGGCUGUCCUGAAAGAGCGCCAGCUGCACUCCCCCAUGGCGGGGUCCAGCGUGGUGCCGGCAGCUCCGCUGACGGAGGUCAACAAGGAGCUGUCUGACCUCUGUCCCCUGGUCAGUUUCCCGGAGGAGAUGGCCUACGUCCUCAUGGAGCAGGAGCUGCAUCUAUACAGCCGGAUCUUACCCCUGGACUACCUCUGUUUCCUCACCCUCGACCUGGGGGGCCCUGAUCAGCCACAGCCCCAGGGGCAGGCACAUCAACCUGUACAACCCCAUCUUAUGGCUGGCUGCAGACGGCCCCACAAUGCUGUAGAGGACCUGGUCACAAGAUUCAAUGAGGUGAGCUCCUGGGUGACGUGGAUGAUUAUGACAGCCGGUUCUAUGGAGGAGAAGAGAGAGGUGUUCUCAUGUCUGGUCCAUGUGGCCAGGUGCUGUUGGAACAUGGGAAACUAUAACACCGUCAUGGAGUUCCUGGCUGGACUCAGGUCUCGCAAGGUGCUUAAGAUGUGGCAGUUCAUGGACCAGUCGAACAUCGAGACCAUGCGUGCUCUGAAGGAUGCCAUGGCGCACCACGAGACGUCUGCAGAGUACAGGAAGGUGGUCUCGCGUGCACUCCACAUCCCGGGCUGCAGGGUAGUGCCCUUCUGUGGGGUCUUUCUGAGAGAGCUAGGGGAGGCCCUGGAUGGAGCAGCUAGCCUGAUCAGCCUCAGACCACGCCUCAGCUCACAGGACUCUGUGGAGUUUCUCUCUGACUACAACGGACAGGACAACUUCCUGCAACGGGCGGGGCCAGAUGGGCUCAACCAACCAGAGAAGGAAGGAACCGUCAAUAACAUCCUACAGACCAUCCGUAGCUGCAACCGCAGUAUGGAGUCUGAGGAUGGGGAGGAGUCCGGAGGGGCUGGUGAUGGGAGCAUCCCUGGUUCACGUAAAAACUCCUUCAUGGACGGCUACCGCAACCAGUUCACCGUGGGCGAUCUCUCCGACUCUGCGAGUGACCCAUCUGACCUAUCACAGGGCAAAGACCCAGACCUCCAGGGUAGUGGUGAGAGGACUCAGAAGGCCUUUGCCCAUGGUACGGAGCUCAUCCCCUGGUACAUCCUUACCCUCCACCCCCACGUGCAGCACUUCCUCCAGCAGGGCGCUACUGUGAUCCAUUACGAUCAGGACUCCCACCUCACUGCCCGCUGCCUGCUCAGACUCCAACCUGACAAUUGUGUCCUCACCUGGGCCAAGCUCCACAGUGGCGGUGGGGGCCUUCCUGGUUCUAGCCCUGUCCCUGACUCAUCCAAACUUCGGAGCCCCACCGGGUCAGGGGCUGGUGGUCAGACCCUCCCACACUGCAGGCCUCAGUACUGCGGGCAGUCCAUACUGAAAGGCCUGGCGGAUGGAUUCCUGGAUCUCUCCGUGGCUAAAGCUGUCUUCAUGGGCCAUCCAGGGGCUGACAUUCAGGCGGUAUGCCUGCAGAACAAGCUCUCAUGUGGGUUGAGCCUGGAGGAGUGUGGGGUGACUCUGCUCUAUGGGCUCCAUACAACAGACAACAGGUUAUUACACUUUGUGGCCCCCAGAAACACAGCUAGGAUGGUGUAUUCUGGGCUGCAGGCCCUGUUAGCUGCUCACAGGAGGUUGAGGAGGUUCCCUGAUCAAAGGCUGCAGUGGCUCCGUAGGAAGUACAUCAACCUCUAUCAGGAGGAUGGCAGGUACGAGGGUCCGACACUAGCCCAGGCCAUCGAGCUGUUUGGAGGCAGGAGAUGGAGUGUGGGUGCUGGUAGCAUGGAGAAGUCUGGAGCUCAGAAGAGCAGCCAUCUCACUGUGACCUCCAAUCAGAAGACUGGUAGCUCUAAUAAAAAGAAAAAGAAGGCUAUGACUAGGGGGGACAGUGGGGAUGCCACAGAUGAUGAGAUGGUUUCACAUAAGGUGAAGAGUGGUUGGGAUAUCUUAGUGCGGAGUGCACCGGACCCAACAGACAACAUGGAUCAAGACCAAGACCAAGAUGACAACAGCUCCUAUGGUUUCCCAGGGCCUCUCUCCCCCUCCAGCAGUAGAUCCAUGGUCAUUAGCACAUCUUCCUCCUCCAUCUCCUCCUCAUCCUCAGCCUCCAAUCAGAAGGCUCAACCGGGUAAUAGGCCCAAUCAGACACUACCUAGCCGGGGUAAGAGCCAAUCAAAGAGCUUCCAGAACCUCAUGGUAUCAGAUGGCACCAUGAGCUUUACUGAGUUUAUUGAGCUCUUUAAGUCCUUCAGUAUCCGGAGUCGUAAGGACCUGAAAGAUGUGUUUGAUGCCCAUGCUGUGCCCUGUGGUCAGUCUGCCUCUGAGUCUCCUCUCUACACUCACCUCAGCAUCGACGACACAGUCACAGAACUGCAGCCAGACCUGGACCUUCUGACACGUAACAGCCUGGAUCUUGGCCUUUCCAUCCGGAUUAAGCGACACAUGUCAGACAAUCAGAAGCAUAUUUCAGAUGCCAUAGCUGCAGCUAGCAUUGUGACAAACAGUACUGGCGUGGAGAGUGUCUCGCUGGGAGCUCUGGGCAUGACCAUCAUGCACCUCAAUGACUUCCUGGUCAAUUGUCAGGGAGAGAACCACUCGCAUGAUGAAGUCCUAAGAAUCAUCCAGAAAUUUGAACCGUCUGCCAGUUUGCGUCAGAUUGGCUGGAUGUCCUUUGAGGGAUUUGCACGGUAUCUGAUGGACAAGGACAACUCUGCUUCCAAACUGGAGGAGUCUCAGCUGAAUGUGUUAGAGCUCCAGUACCCUCUGUCUUACUACUACAUCGCUACAUCACACAACACCUACCUGACUGCCCACCAACUCAAGGGAGAGUCAUCUGUGGAGCUGUACAGCCAGGUGCUCCUGCAGGGAUGCAGGAGUGUUGAACUGGACUGUUGGGAUGGAGACGAUGGCAUGCCAAUCAUCUAUCAUGGACAUACCCUCACUACCCGCAUACCCUUCAAGGAUGUGGUGGAAGCAGUGAACCGAUCAGCCUUCGUGACCUCUGACCUGCCUGUGAUGCUGUCCAUAGAGAAUCACUGCUCCCUGCCGCAGCAACGCAAGAUGGCCAACAUCUUCAAGACUGUGUUUGGGGAUAAGCUGGUGACAAAGUUCCUGUUUGAGAGUGAUUUCUCGGAUGACCCGCUGUUGCCAUCACCAUGGCAACUGAGGGGGAAAAUCCUCCUCAAGAACAAGAAGCUGAAAGCUCACCAGACGCCGGUGGACAUCCUCAAACAGAAAGCUCACCAGUUGGCACAGAUGCAUGCUCAGGCCAGUAGUGUGAUGCCUCCUCCCUUCCCAACCAUCAACAAUGAGGAAGAAGAUGAAGAAGAGUAUGAGGAUGAAUACGACUAUGAGUACGAAUCACUAUCUGAUGAUAAUAUCUUGGAGGAUAGACCGGAGGGAAAGUCUUCAUCAGGGGAGAAGUUACAGACCGAACACAGUGACGAAGUCCCCAAGAAGAUGAAGAAAUGUGAGAGUGCAACUCACAACAAAGGAAAGGUAUUUGGCAAGGAGUUGGAGGAAGAAUUCAAGCUGCCUCAAAGCAAGAAGGAAGGACGCCAGAUAGCCCAGGAGCUCUCAGAUUUGGUGAUCUACUGUCAAGCUGUCAAAUUCCCAGGUCUAUCCACCCCUACUCCAUCUGAGACUCCCAGGGAGAGAAAAGAGAGAAAAGAAGUUAUUUCUUCUAGAGGAAAGGGCAGGAGGUCCAUCUUUGGGAAUCCCCCAGGGAAAGGUUUUCCAGGGGACCCAUCGACAGUGAUGCGCACCCCAGGGCGAGCAGCAUCAGAGGGCCCCCGUCCCAACUGGGAAGAAUCACCCACCUCCCCUCCCUACACCUGUAAUGCCUCCCUCAGCUCCCUCAUCCGCACCCCAAAAUGCUAUCACGUCUCCUCAGUCAAUGAGAACGCUGCCAAGCGCCUGUGUCGCCGCUACUCCCGGAAGCUGAUCCAACACACCAGCGCCCAGCUCCUGCGGACCUACCCGGCAGCCACACGUAUCGACUCCACCAACCCCAGUCCCCUACUCUUCUGGCUGCAUGGAAUACAGCUGGUCGCUCUCAACUACCAGACCGAUGACCUGCCCCUGCAGCUGAACGCGGCAAUGUUUGAGCCUAACGGGGGUUGUGGGUAUGUACUGAAGCCCCCGGUCCUGUGGGAUGCCAGCUGCCCACUCUACAGACAUUUCUGCCCCCUUGACAGAGACCCAGAGGGCAUGAGCCCCGCCUUGUUCUCUCUCACUAUCAUCUCUGGUCAGAAUGUAUGCCCAGGGACCACAGCAGGCAAUCCCUACAUCGAGGUAGACAUCAUGGGCAUGCAGGCAGACGGGUGCCACUUCCGCACCAAACCCAUCCACCGUAAUCCCCUGAACCCCAUAUGGAACCAGAGCUUCCACUUCCCCCUACUCAUGGCUGACCUGGCCUUCCUACGGUUUACUGUGGUGGAACACAACAGCUCCCAGACCACGGCUCAUAGGAUCAUACCACUCAGAGCACUCAGGACAGGAUACAGACAUGUGCAGCUGAGGAAUCAGCACAACGAGGCCCUGCCAGUCUCUAGUCUGUUCAUCUACAGCCAUAGAACUGAAGACAGUGGAGCAGCAGGUUCACAGCCUGCAUCACGGCUCUUCAGUACAGAGGAGCGAAGGGCUGCUGUGCAGUACAGGGUCACCGUACAUGGAGUCCCUGGGCCUGAGCCUUUCAUAGUGGUGGGUGUGAGUGAGAGGACCACUGCCAGCCAGCUCCUACACAAUAUCCAUCCAUCCCUCUCCUCCUCCACUCGCUUCUCCCUCUCUUCUUGCUUCCUGAUGGAAGAGAGGGUGGCAUUGCCCCGGGAGAGGGGGGAGAGUAGGGGUGAGAGGGGGGAGGCUCGAAAGCCUCUCCUGCAGAGGACCAUCAGGCCUGAGGAGGAGAUACUCAGGGUCAUUCAGAGCUGGAACCCUGAUGAAGGCUACCUGGGCAGAGUGUGCCUCAAAACGAGAGAAAAGGUUUGGGUGCAUUCCAACCUACUCAAAAUCGCUAUGGAGGUAAGCUGUGGACUGGAGGAUGAUUCCUUCCUGGUGGAAGUACAUGGAGUGUCUCCUGACCAAUCACAGAUGACCCUCAGAGCUCCCCGACACAUCACAGCCAAUGACCUCAUCCAACAGACACUGAGCAAAGCCAGACAGUCCAGCGUCCUGCUGUCUGCGGGCAAUGCCAGCGACUACAUUCUGAUAGAGGAGGUGGUCAAGGAGCCCCUGGGGCGCAGGCUCCCUGCCAAACCCACCCAGAGGACCCUCCUGGACCAGGAGUGUGUAUUCCAGGCCCAGGGGAGGUGGAGGGGUCAGGGGAAAUUCAUUCUCAGACUCCGGGAGCAGGCUCAGGCAGCUCGCGAGGAUCGGCGGAAAGGAAUAUCGUUGGCGAGCGAGUUGAAACGACUGACAGGCCGGAGCCGGGCCGUAUGGAUCGGGGCUCACACCUGCUCUGAGGUGGUGCACAGCAAGGACGAGAGGGCAGCGUGCUGUCUCCAUCUGAGCGAGACCAGAGAGUGACGUUAGUGGUUCUCCUCUACACCUGUUCUACUAC